This is a messenger RNA of Neltuma alba, 1843 nucleotides long. RefSeq lists its product as uncharacterized. The coding region runs from base 247 to 1566 and encodes 439 amino acids. The record is from RefSeq and is a predicted model, not a curated record. Gene Ontology annotation, biological process: lipid metabolic process. The transcript is spliced from 10 exons. Lineage: Eukaryota; Viridiplantae; Streptophyta; Magnoliopsida; Fabales; Fabaceae.
CCGUUGGAGCGAAGGAGGCGUCGGAAGAAACCAGCAAGGACAAUGCAGAAACAAUAUUAACUGAAUUGUCCGCGCCUUGAUGCUCUGUUGUCUUUUCCGACUCCGAAAGCCACACGCCCCAGCCAUCAUCAUCAUCAAAUCAACAGAAGCUUCUUCAUCUUUUGUUUUCCUUUAACUUUAAGCUAUCACUAAUCAGAUCUCCAUUCUUUUUUCUCUAUUUAUUGUUUCUUCCCCCAACCUUUUGGCAUGCUCGCCUCCAAUUCUGGUUCGGUGCUCCCUACUAAAGCCCCUUUACUUCCUCGCAACCCCUGUCUUUUCCGCUUUGGCACUGCUUUCUUGGAUCCACGGGCUCGAUCCAGACCCACCGUCCUUGCUACGCAUAAGCUUUCCCUCAAUUUGAUCAGAAUGGAAGUGCUCCGGCGAUUAGGCGGAGGUUGCUUCAAGAACCCCAACGACAAGGGUUUAAAGGUGGAGGCUGAUAGUGGUGGGGAGGAUUUCUUCGAUGUUUCCGCAGGCGUGUCUAAGCCAGCCUGCGAGCACCUUGUAAUCAUGGUUAAUGGGAUAAUUGGGAGUCCUGCAGAUUGGCGUUAUGCAGCAGAGCAGUUUGUGACGAAGCUUCCAGAUAAAGUUAUUGUUCACCGCAGUGAAUGCAACUCUUCAAGAUUGACAUUUGAUGGUGUUGACAAGAUGGGUGAGAGGCUAGCUGAAGAGGUACGGUCUGUUGUUAGACGUUGGCCAGAGGUGCGAAAGAUCUCCUUUGUGGCUCAUUCUUUGGGGGGUUUGGUGGCCAGAUAUGCUAUUGGGAGACUUUAUGACUAUUCUUCAACAUCGAGGCCUGUAGGUACAAGUGCAACCAGAAAUGACUUUGGUGAAGAGCAAGCAGAAUAUUCAAAACAAUGUCUUGAGCAAUGUUACGAGGCCACAAUUGCUGGUUUGGAGCCAAUGAACUUUAUAACAUUUGCAACGCCACAUCUUGGUUCAAGAGGACAUAGACAGCUUCCCUUUCUUUGUGGCCUUCCUUUCCUUGAGAGAAGAGCAUCCCAAACUGCACAUAUAGUUGCAGGGAGAUCUGGGAAGCAUCUCUUCCUUGUGGAUAAUGAUGAUGGAAAGCCUCCUCUUCUCCUGCGUAUGGCUGGCGAUUCUGAUGACGUAAAGUUCAUAUCAGCUUUACGUGCAUUUAAGCGCCGUGUGGCAUAUGCAAAUGCAAAUUAUGAUCAUAUGGUUGGAUGGCGUACAUCAUCAAUUCGGCGUCAACAUGAACUUCCAAAGGCCAAUCUGCUUGUAGUAGAUGAGAAAUACCCUCAUAUUGUAUAUAUUGAAGGGGAGACUGUUAAAGACGAUCACAAUCCCAAUAAAGCAUCUUCUGCUAUCAAUGACCAAUCAACUGACUUGGAAGAGGAGAUGAUAAGGGGUCUCACUCAAGUACCAUGGGAGCGUGUAGAUGUUAGCUUCCAAAAGAGUAGACAACGUUAUAUAGCUCACAGUACAAUCCAGGUGAAAACCUACUGGUUGAAUUCAGAUGGCGCUGAUGUGGUUUUUCACAUGAUAGAUAAUUUCCUUCUUUAGCUCCUGACAAGUUUGCUGUCACUAAGUCUGUGAUCUGAAAAUUGGGUGGAUGUAUUUAAUUAGUUUUCCCCCCUCUUGGUCUGCUUUGGAGCAGAUGAAGAUGAUUUGUUGUAUACCAGAUCAUGGUGGUUAAUACCUCAGCCUCAUCUGAGUGUACUUUUGUGCAUUAGUACCCAUUCUUAACUAUGGUUAUGUAUCCGCGUCAUUGGACGUCGGUACAUGGAAAAGCUGUCAUGCAAUCCUUUUUAUUCGAUGCUUUUCUUGUCUACAUAUUCCA